Molecule: messenger RNA, 4953 nt
Organism: Tribolium castaneum (red flour beetle)
Lineage: Eukaryota; Metazoa; Arthropoda; Insecta; Coleoptera; Tenebrionidae
Gene: Ipo9
Product: Importin 9
Exons: 11
Coding region: 97-2946 (949 amino acids)
Biological process (GO): protein import into nucleus
Cellular component (GO): cytosol; nuclear envelope
Molecular function (GO): small GTPase binding
Source: RefSeq, a predicted model, not a curated record
AUUAUCACUUCUUAACCCUUUCUGUUCUGUGGUCCCAACUUUGUUGUCUUUAUUUUCAAAUGAUUCAAUCGUUCAUGUGAUUAAUUCGAAAUUAGAAUGUCGGGGCAAAAACCAGCGUUGAAAAACGCAAUCGCGCAAAUUUUGAGUUGUGCCCUUCAGCCACACUCGGAUAUUCAGCGAUUAACGGAAGAGCGCAAGAAGGCUCUGGAAAUGACCGAAGAUUAUCCCUUUAUCCUGUUGGAGAUUAUCCAAAGCAAGGAGGAAGCGUACGCUGAGAAGCUAAUGGCAGCGACGUUUCUCAAAAACUACGUUGCGGACAGUUACGGGGCCAAGGAAUUCGUCGCCCUGAACCCAAACCUGAGACAGAAGCUGAGCCUGACGUUGAUCGAGUUAUUAUCACACGAGAAUGAUGUUAUCAGACAGAUGGUUCUCUCCUCCCUUGAACUCCUAGUCGUGAACGAGUAUCCAAACCUCUUCAGUGUCAUAAAUAACAAAGUCAUGAGUUAUCUCCUGAGCGAGAACAUGCUGGAAGUGACUGGGGCCAUCCAGUUUAUGAGGGGGCUGGGUUGCAACCAGAAAAUCUUCUGUAGCGAGAAUAUGUACUUUCCGCCCGAGUACAUCGAGCCGCUUUUGAACGUGCUCCACAACGAGAACUUUCCUAUGGACUUGCGAGCGGCCACUAUCUCGUGCAUGGUCCAGAUCCUCAUCAGUUGCAAGAAAACGCCGCUUUUUUCGGCCACUAACUCCCGUCUGACUGAGGUUUUCCAAAAGUUGUUGAGUGAGCCCUACAGCCGUUCGAACGAUUUUAAACUAAGGGGCGAAAUAAUCAACCAAAUCUCGCACGCUGUUGUCAACUUAUCGGACUCCGUUUUGGAGCUAGUGACUCGCUGUUUGCCUGCCAUUGGGCAAAUAAUGUUCAACUGUUGUCUCGAGUUCAAGGAGAUUAUCACGGGGCACAAGCAAGUGCCCCGCGAUGCUCAUGAGACCGAGCCUGAAAAUUUCAACCAACUGAUCCUGAACAUCUUAAUCCUCAUUAACAAUAUUUUCGUUUUGCCGAACUAUUCGUCCCUUUUGACCGAUGGUUUGAACGAUUUUAUGUAUUUAUUGUUUAUCCUGAUGUGUGCGUAUGAUAACGUCGAGGAGACGCUUUUUACGGAAGAAAACCUUGAUAUAAGCCCCGAAAUCGACUAUACAUUGCGUGGCCGCUGCGGGCACACUUUACUGGUUUUUAUGGACCGGUGCGAUUAUGGCAAAUUUUGUGCCUCGUUUCACCACGUGUUGCAGAAACAUAUAGCCGAGGCAAACCUGGCAAGGGUCAAUUCCGAGGUUUACUAUAACCGGAUUUUGGAAGUGCUGAUGUUCGGGGUUGGGCUUUUGAGCUACGUUUUUGAAGAACCGGAGCAGAGUUUUUUGUAUUAUAUUGAACAUUGGUCGAAUUUGUUGCUUGAGCAGGGCCCGGAUUGGACUGUUUUAGGGAGGCUGCUGUGGGUGGGCAGCAAAUUCAGCACGCACCUGACACCAGUCACUUUGAGUCGGCAUUUGAAUGCCAUUUUGGCAAAUUAUAACUCGCAAAUUAGUGCCCUCCGAUUGGCCUGUUUGGAUGCAAUUAGGUCGCAUCUCUCAACACUCAAAUCCAACCCCCACCGAAUGGUAUUCUCAAAUUCUCAAACCGGAAUAACUGAAUGUUUGUUCAGUAUUUCGGUUUUUUCGCCAACGAUGUCAAUCCUGUGUCUUGAAGCAAUGGCCUAUUUUUUUGAGUUUUCACCCGAAAGUGCGGCUCGUAACUCGCAACGUAUCAUGCAGGUUAUUCUAGACUCGCUCUAUUCGCACAUUUCGAACGCUAGCGUGAUCCGAGAGGUAAAGUUUCUCCUAAGUAAAAUCGUGGUGAAUUCGAGUUGUAAAGACAUAGUCCAGGAUAGUUUCAUUCCGUUUACGAUAAAACUGAUUUAUAAGAGUUGUCCCAGUCCUUUAAGCCUGAAAGUUGACGUUCCGGAACGCGGAUUUGAUUUAUUGAACACUGUGGUGAAGUUUUACCCCGAAACAAUUGACAAUAACGUGGUGCUUCAGGGGUUCUUGGCUGCGUGUAACUGUAUCCUGGAUUUUAACGAAAGUAGCAUUAUGGAAGUUGCUACCAUUUUCAUUAGUAAUAUUUUGAUGAAAGCGUCCUUCCAAAUUAAAACUUUGAGGGACAUCAAGGGCAAAAUCCUAGCUGAAUAUGUACCUGACGUUCUGUUUAAACUACUAGAACCGUAUCCACAAGAAGCCGUUUGUCCGUCGAAAUUCGGACGCUUGUGCGUUAUCAGUAUUAUGACACUACCUGAGCAAAUCCAACCCUGUAUUGAAUCAAUACUUAAGGCCCUUCUCAGUGCGUUGCAACGAACGAAUUGUCGCGAUCCAAUCAAAAGUUACUGUUUUAUUUUCGCUUACAUGUUCAUGUGGCAAACUGAAAGCAUUGUUAAUUUCCUAUCGGGGAUUCCCGGGCCGGACGGUUGCAGCGCCUUGUCUUAUUUCCUAAAUAAGUGGCAAAUAAACAUGCUACAUUGUGAGAAGUUCGAAAAGAGUAUAAUUACUUUAGCUUUAUGCAAAAUGAUUGAAUACUCAUUUACGCAAAAAGACGACAGGAUUAACGAAUGUAGGAUACAUCUGGAAGCACCAUUCAACGACGAUUGUUCAGGCCUUGAGAAACUCUACUUGUGCCUAAUCAAAAUAUUAUUGAGCGAAGUUGACGGCGAUUGUAAAUAUUAUCGGGAAACAGACGAAGUAAUUAACGAUGUGUUAGUCAAGAAUCAUCCAGUUUGUGAUUUAGAUUUAGUGGAACAUAUAAAAUCAUUCAUCGGGAGCUACAAUACGCACCAUUAUUACAACGUGGUGAAGAAAUUUAUACAAAAGUCCGAGGAAAAUGUGCUUCGAGAGUUGGAGAAAAAUAGCAAGCCGGCCACUUUAUAGCUUUGUUAUGCGGAAGUAAAAUUAUCGUUGGGGGAGCCUCUGAGUUAGGUCGAAAACAGUAACCAUAAACGGCGGGAAAUUGUUCCAUAUAAGUGAUCCAUCACAUAGUCUUUAAUUACACAACUGUUUAAUAACACUUUUUAAUUUUUUUUGCUUUCAAAUUCCAACAAUAAACACUUUCUACCAUCAAAAACCGCAAACCAAAGUCAAAACUAGUCUUUACUGCCAUACACUUUUAGAGUGAUUCUCUCUAAUUUAAGUAAUUAACACUAUACACGCAAAAUUGUUAAACCAUUCAUUAAAUGUGGAAUUACGAAAAUUUCGUUACUGUUUUCGACUUAGUUCAAAAGGCGUCUAGUUAAUUUUAUUUCCGAUCUAGUCACGUGAUUAUUACCCCACUUUUAUACUUUUUUAAAUAAACGAUUUUUACGAAUAACUUUAUUUUAUUACGCAAUAUAAAACAAUACGCGCUAUCAGUCGUGACGUCACCUCCCCACUCUUAUUACGGUAGGUCAGUUGCUCAAAGCUAAACAACCAGUCUUUUACAUGUGGUGUAAUACGUUUUUCGGUUUUUUGGUUGUGUUUGUGCGUUAAUAACGUGUCAAAUAGCUGCAGCGGGUGUAAUUUGUGCCACUAGAGACUUUAAUUUAAUUUAGAAGUGACUUUUUGUGAAAAUACGAACUUUAUAAAAGAAUACAGGGAACCACGUUGUCGGUGAGAAAUGGCAGAAAAGCACAUUGUUAAGUUUCACUUUAUUGCGAAAUUUUUUGGGGACGGUAAUCGCUUUUUAGUUCGGGGAGAAAAUGCUUUUACCAGCGGUCACGUCACCAAAUUUAGGUUUGAUGGCACAGUACAACCGAUGAGAAUUUCUGCAGAAGUUCUACCGAGCAUGAAAAAGCUAAAUUAUACUGUGGAGAUUUCAUAUGACCUAGAAGAAGGGGUUAAGACGGCACAUUGUACCUGCCCAAGGGGCAACGUGGCUUGCCAUCAUAUGGCUGCAGCAUUAUAUUAUGCUCAUUAUAAUGUAAGUGCUACUGACAUUGAGUGUCAGUGGAGUGCCCCAUCAAAAACAACACCACAAACAGAAGUCAUUAAGUUAGCUGAUGUUUACAAGCCGAAAUUAUCAAACUAUACGGCACUGUCUAGGUCCUCUACUGAGGACGAAAUUAUUCAGUUCCGUGCCGAAAUAGGCGUCACGAAUGUGGUGGGCUUCACUUGGCUCCUAAGACCAGAAGCAAGUGAAGAAGCCAGAAAAAUUAUUGCAGAUAUCGAAGAAAUUCUACAAAGCUUAGAAUACGUGCAGGCCAUAGACAAACAAAAGUUUCUUUUGGAGAAGUGCAGAAUAGAUGAGGCACGCAUUAAACUGGUUGAGGCGUGCACUCGGGGCCAACAUGUUAACGAAAAUUGGCAUGUAGCAAGGAAACAUCGUUUAACGGCCAGCAGGUUUGGCAUGGUACUAUCUGCUUGCAGUAGACGAAGAUUCCCACCCUCUUUAUUUAAAAAUUUGGCGGAAGGCUAUUCGCUUGACAGGGUUGCUGCUGUGCAGUGGGGUAAGACCCACGAGAAGACAGCGCUCAGAGAAUUUGAAGAAGCGACGAAUCUUAAAGUCCAAGAGACGGGAUUUUGGUUGGAAGAAUCAGGCUUUUUGGGAGCAAGUCCUGAUGGAUUAGUGGAAGAAGAUGGGAUUCUCGAAAUUAAAUGCCCAUAUAAAUAUAGGGACACUGACAGUUUGUCUGAAGCCCUGAAGGAUAAAAAAUAUUUUUAUUGGAGGGAUGAAAAUGAGGACAUUAAUCUUAACAGCAAUCACAAUUAUUACCACCAAGUACAGGGGCAAAUGCACAUCACUGGUCGAAGUAUCUGCUACUUUGUCGUGUGGACACCAAAGUGCACAGAGAUAUUUCAAAUUGAAAAAGAUCCGGGGUGGUCAGAAAAUAUCAAUAUUUUAAAAGAAUUUUAUCUUGACCAAUAUAUUUCCUUUAUUUCACAAUAAUAAACUGUAUAUAAAUA